This is a messenger RNA of Penicillium mononematosum, 9384 nucleotides long. RefSeq lists its product as uncharacterized. The coding region runs from base 1 to 9384 and encodes 3127 amino acids. The record is from RefSeq and is a predicted model, not a curated record. Lineage: Eukaryota; Fungi; Ascomycota; Eurotiomycetes; Eurotiales; Aspergillaceae. The transcript is spliced from 3 exons.
AUGUUAUAUCUCUUUCAUCACUUAUUUCUCCCUCCAAAACUCCCACAGGAAGACGACUACAGCGUCGACCGUGAGAUUCUGCUGAUUGAUGUGGUGGCCGAUGCUCUUCAUAGCUUCAAGGCCUACUUUUCUGCAGUCGAUGCUGAAGUUAUUGGACUAGCUUCGACGAUGAUCAUUCGACUGCGACGGAUUCACGGUCCCAAUGGCGAGAUGGAUGAAGUGGAGCUUGAAAAGAUUCUGAGACGGCUGAAAGAAGAAGGUAAACUUGAAUUCAGCGGACAGGGUAUAGACGAAAUAGUUAAUAAGUCUUCAGGUGGUUUCCUUCCAAUUCACGUCCGCGAGCAGAAUGCUGCUAUUUUGAUCAGCAAUAAAGGCAUUAAGACGCAUAUCGAAUGUUUCGAGCUCUCUGCCGCCAAUGAAGCGGUGAUGUCAACGAAGGGUCGGCUUGAACGCACAUUUCCUGGCCCAACGUUGGCUUUCGAUACCUGUGUCAUCAGUGAGCCUGAUCUGCUUACGAUGUUGGCGCAAACAAUUUCACGCAUGAGCCAACAGCCCGUUGCAGGUACAAAGCCGAAAGUUCGAAAAUCAAAACGCAAGCAUGACGAAGACAGGGAUACAACCGAUCCGAAAAUGGUCAUCGACUUUCUCAUGGCCACACUUCGGCCGCUGUCCACGGACGUCACGGACGAACAAAUCCUGAAACACUCUCGUGAAGAAGUCAUGUGGCGUGAUUGUCGUUCUCCGUGGAGACGGUCAGCUUUAUGGCUUCUCAUUCGUGUCGCGCUUCAAUUGGUCUUUUCCCGUUUGUCGGAUGGCCGAGGACAGGCUCAGUUGUAUAAAUCUUUUAUGAUAUAUCUCAUGGGCUCGACCAUCGAACGAAUGUCAGAAACAGCUUCUCAUGAGAUGCUUCACCUCAUGGCGGCCAAGGUUGUCCGUCGACUAUUGAAAUUCGCGUCAGCGGGAGAGCCGGCGUGGUUUUCUCCAAUCCGGUCGAUUCUUCAGCGGGUGGGUGAUAAAACCCAGAUUGGGUGGCAGCGUGUCGUGGAUCAAAACGACAGUCAAAUUGAUUUCCAGUCUCUGAUGGAGUUGGAAUUCAUGAAAGAUACAGAGUGUUCAUUGCCUCAGCUGGAUCGCUACUUAUUGGACAUGAGCCGGAAGAGUGAUAAAAAUCAUUCCGAGUCGUUCCAGCCAUCUCCGCAGCUUAUGCUUUUUGAGCCAGGGAAUCUGCCGAUGGGCUUAGAUUCGUGCGACCCUGGAUCCAUCGUACAGAAUCUUUGUGGAUUGGAAGAUUGGGUCGAGUCAUGUCUGGGCAGUUGGAUAGAAGAUCAUCUUGAAGACGCCGCAACAUGCAACCAGCUUGGCAGUUUAAUUUCCGAGUACCACAAAGUGGCGUUCAGGGCAUACCUGCACAAUCCUGAAGCCAUGUCUACUAUGCUGCUUACACUGUUGGAAUUAUGGAUUGCCUGCGACAAGUCAGUCAUUCGCUUGCACUCACAGUUGAAAGACUAUGAUCCUUGCAUACCCACGGGCUGCUUCUACUCCCUCUUACUCCCUUUCAAAUCACAAAUGAUGCGACUUGCCCGUGCAGAGGAGUAUCUGGAUCAACGUCAGAGACAAUUAAGACACCCCGGGCCUGGGAUUUUCCAUGAUUUCGGAACGAGGUCUUGCUUCUCAGUUCGGUAUUUCGAUCAAUCUGAUGAGCAUCGACAGUUACUUCGAACCAUCGAGGAGCAGGCCAGCCACGCCAGGGACCAAAAAAGAGCUGAACUGGCAGAGAAACAAGCCAGAUACACCCACUUGAUGACUUUGGCGUCUGAAACUGAAUGUCAGUACGAGUAUGUUCUCGUGGAUCGAAGAUUUGGUUUCCGCGAGUCGCGGCAUAGCCAUUCGUGCCCAUGCCAUGGAUAUAAAUCAAAGGCAAAUUCAAUCACGAUUGACAUUCAUGAAUGGCCGUUGCCGACCGAUCCCCUGCGAGCGAAAUCCACUAUCUUCGAGCUGCGAGUCCCACAGCCAUUCGGUGGGUGGAGAGACACCACGCUGUACGUGCUUCACAAUUGCUUAGGUAUCGAGUAUUCGAAAAUUGAGAAACCAAGAUCCGAGUAUCGGUUGAAGAAAUAUCAAGGGCUCUCUUCGUUUUUCUCUUCCCCGACUGACUCCAAGCGGCUCUGCCUUCUGUCACAAAUUAAACCUCACCAGAAGACCCAUCGCCGCAAGAGGUUAAUCAUCCAUGUCGGAGAAGAUGAUGUUUGCUUAAAUAAUGCUUUGCACUUCCAGUACUUUGACAACACUGCAGGAUGCUUUGUGAGCAGUUUUGAGAGGAAAGAGCAGACCGAAAUCAGCUGUACCUAUCAGCUGCCGCAACGGAGCUCCACGCUUCAGAAAUUCCUGUUUCGUCCAGCCAGUCAACCACACGGUCUGUCGCCGAAUACCGUGAUUGCGACCCAGAAUGCCACACCUGUGGAAAUGUCACUGGCAGAAUACAAAUCUCUCGCAGCAAUGCCACUGGGCCUCGAGAUUCAAUGGCAAAACAUCCUUUUGGAGUUGUCAAUGCCUUCGAUCGACAUGAAAAAGGUGGAGACCGCAAUAUUCUUCCGUCAGAUUGUCAACCAAGCGGGCCUGCCCAGCACAGACACCUGGAUGAGACGCGGGCAUGCGAUCUUGUGUAAACCGGAUUUCAUGGCGAGGUUGCUCUCCUCUAUCAGUGAGGCAGCGGAGAGGAUGAAAGAGAACUGGAACUUGGUUCAUGGAUACCACACGCUCAUACAUCUCCUUCUCCGAAUGCUGAGUCUGUCACCCUGUGAGACUGACCGUCGAAGGUGUCUCGGUCUUCUGAGCUCAAUGCGCCAAAAAGCCUUUCAAUGGGUCGAAACGGUCAGGAAAACGGCCAGUCAGGAGAUUGACGACGCGCGGAAGCUUGACCUGGUUGCGAAAGCCGUCCAUAUUGCUCUGGUCUGUGUUCAAACAUUUGACACCGAAACCCAUUUGCAGAGCUUUGCACUGUCGUCGGAUGUUUCGAUGUUUCUCGAGUGCUGCAUGAUCAUCUGGAAUGGACGUGACUCUCUGCCCUUGGAAGCGGGCUCCUUGCAGCGCAUACUGUACUACCGCUGGCAAGUUUUGUGCUAUCACACCCGUGCAAUAUUGGCAGAGAAAUGUUCCAACACUUCUCCUUCCCCAAUGGACACUGCCAUUUUGGGAACGUGGGCAGCAUACCCAGCCGGUUCAAUAUGGUCGAAUGUUUCCCCAUCUGUGGGAUAUUGGCUUCACUCCAUGCGUUCCGAACCGGCUGAAGAGUGUACCCGAAUGCAUGUACACUAUAACCUGCUGACAGGAGAACUUCUUGUCAACGGACUUCCACUCGCGCAUCUGCCGGCUGAAUAUAUGUCAAACCAGAGAUAUCGUACGCUAUUUGGGGAAAGAUCACAAUUGGAAGUUAUGCCAAGUGACCAGCCCAGAAUGCAAUUUUCGUGUCGAGCGGAAUACUGUGGUCAUACUGUUCAUUUGGGCAUGACCCCCGUCCCCGAAUCGCCACGGUUUGACUUGUCAAUCAAAGCGGUGAGAGGUGACCAAGCGUGGGAUUUUGUGCCAUGGAGACUACUUUCUGGCCAUUUCCCUGAUGAUUUCGUUCACAAUUACGCCCACUGGUACGCCAUCGACAAAGGGUACAUUGAAUUCCGGCCUCUGUCAUCCCCUUGGGUCUCAUCCAAGCAUCAUUGGCGAUUACGCAGGGGCAAUUCGGACGAUUCAUGGCGUUUGGAGAAUCAGGAAUAUCAACUGGUCGGCAGCACAAGCAAAACGGCGAAUACCUUGGCUAGAAUAUUCAAUCCCUUGGAAAAGGCUUCCGAAAUACACGGCCGGCUCGACAAAAUUGAAUCGACGUUGCACAUCGACCUCCCCCGUUUGCGAUUGGAGUUCAUCCUCCCGGAGCGCUCCACGUCGGUUCAAUGUCGACAGUAUCCGGGCAUGAUCAUUGAUGCGAAACAAGCAUGCAAUUCGCUGGUCGGGCUUCACAGUAAAUUAAUCCUCGUGAACACUAAUUUUCGACAGCGCAUCAUUCUCAUACCCGAAGGCGAUGUUGUCUGGUCAAAAGCCGGCGAUCACGUUCAAGUUAACGUGGUAUGCGAGGCUCAAUGGCAUGCAUAUUCCAUUGAUGAGCGGCUUGGGCGUUUGGUAGAUAAUGAAAGCUUACAGAGCAAGCUGUUCCUGGCUUAUUUGCAUGCUCUCACUUCAUACUUCCUCCCAGAUCCAUUGACCAAACGAACUGGCACCGAGCAGGCCCUUUCCAUCCUCCGUUCUGCGUCUGUCCGAUCGUUCGACCGACUCCAGCCGGAGAACGUCGCGAUCCUCACCAAGAUCGCCGCGCUGACCCCACAGAGAAGAUUCUAUCCCGAUAACGAGCAGGUGAUGCAGAGUGUGGAGUGGAGCCACGCUCUCGGCUGCUUGUCACAACACCCAGGGUUUCACGAUGAGGUAGCAGCCAUCCGGGAUCAAAACUCACGGGUCGUCUUUUACUACCCUGGCGAAGAACCUGCCACUCCUUCUCUUCCAAAGAUUGACCACCAUCUGCUACUCCGUGAUCAAAUCCGCACUUCCUCAUUCCGGGUUUCUCGAUUUGGCGCAGAGGAUCACACAACGAAGCACGACUGCCAUUACGCAAGCCGUGACACCAAUCGCUCGUCCCCGAAUAGCACUCGAGCGUUCACAAUCAGCACGAUGCUUUGCAACAGGAUAUCUCGCACGCGAAAACUUGAAUCGGGGGAUUGGCUCUCCCACCUCUGGAAGUUUCUUUCUACUUCGUGUGAAAUCCGCGGCCCUGGGGCCCAGAUGGAGAGCGCUAAGUUGCGAUAUAGCGCAGAGUGGAUGCUCACCUCCCGAGACUUUAUUGUUGAGAAUUGGUGUGCAAUACACCAUCUGGUUUCAUCACAAAAUCGUCGCUUUAACAAGUACCAGCUCCUAAUCUGGUUGUCAACCAUCGCCUACUCGGCCCAGGCAGACAUGAUUGUCGUCGAGACCAUUGCAUCAUUGUACUUGAAUCCAGAAAUCAUGUGCGAGUACACGGCCAUCCGAGGACAAUUUCAACCCGACGAAGGUUUUGAAUGGGACCGAGAAAUAAUUCAGGCCCUCGUACAAUCUGCACAGCUUGAUUCAACACCGGAAGAUAGACUUGAACCCAUAGCCUAUGAGACUUAUGACAUUUUUGGAUCACGCAUCAAGAAGCUACGGAAACAGAAUCGGAAACUAGCAUGCAAAACUGCGUCAGAUCAUUUUUCCCGUGAAUGGCCUACUAACUCGCCAUCGCGUCCUGCCUCACAAGAAGCCGUGAACUUGGAUGAAUACCUCAAUCUUCGCAAAAUCAUGGACAUGGUGACAGAGAGGUUCUGUAUUUGGAAAGACAACGGUCAGCUUCGGCAAUGCCUGGCCAGCAUGAUAAACCAGCUAUGUGGACAUCCAGUCAAAGGUAUUCAGCCACCGUCCUAUCCGCAGCUGGCCCAUCCACAGGCGGCUGAAACACGAAGAGGGGGCAUCUCUUUUGAUGACUUGAUGACGGUAUCUACACUGCCUGAUAUAGAGGAGCCUAUGUUGACGGAUAUUCUCCGGGAGAGCUCAAAAGCGAUUGACCCGACCGGUGAUCUGUUGAAUCUGAUUGAUUCAAUGGAUAGCUACGCUAAUUCUCCGUAUGAAGAAUGGUACGUGAAACUGUUAAGAGAUAGUGUAACAUCGCUGGCAUACACAAAAAGACAAAAUCAGUUCACGGUUGCCUGUGACAAUCUCGAACGGUCUGUCAGCACCUACCUCAUCUCGUGUGAGAGGUAUACCCAGGAUGUUUAUACAGCUCUUACAUCGCGGCUGCUGCCACCUGGUCCGAUAGACGGGUCACCGACAUCCAGCACUUUUAAAACAACUGUUUCCGCCCUGGCUUUCAGGGUUCACCACGCCCCGAGACUGUCACCCAUUCUCGUGUUGGAGCAGCUAAGCCGGCAUCGGUGGCCACGAUUAGCCAUUCCGUGGCAGAAGUGCUUCAUAAUCUACGGUCGUUCCAUCACAAUGCUCCAGCGAGCGGAGCGACUCUGCCGUCUCGUCCGCAGUCCCGAGGAUUUUCUCAAAGAGAUCCGCAACCCGGGCCAUACCAAUUGGGAUCCUUUUGAAAAGCCAGAGAACCUUCUUUUAGAGAUCGAAAAUGGCAUUUUGAUUCGAGCGAACCAGGAAAACAUUGCCCAAACGAUGACGUGGUCCACCCCAGGGCAGAAUAUCGUGCUACAAUUGAAUAUGGGGGACGGAAAAUCCUCGGUAGUGGUGCCUAUCGUCGCCGCGGCGCAUGCCAAUGGCCGAUGCAUUGCCGGUGUUCUAACCCCAAAGCCCCAAUCGCGACAGAUGCACCAAAUGCUGGUUGGAAAGCUGGGCGGCCUCCUGGAUCGUCGAGUGUAUCAGCUUCCAUUUUCGCGGUCAUUGAAUCUUCGGGAGGCUGAAGUGGAUGAAAUUCAGCGCAUGUGUCACGAGUGCAUGUCGAACGGCGGCGUCUUGCUUGUGCAACCGGAGCAUAUCCUGUCGUUGAAGCUAAUGUGCCUUGAAUGCUUCAUUACCGGGAAGACCGUGGUGGGGCGCUCGCUGCUCCGAACCUUGAACCUCUUUGGCGAAUAUGCAUGUGACAUCAUCGACGAGAGUGAUGAAACUUUCAACGCCAAGUUCGAGUUGAUAUAUUCCAUGGGGGGCUCAGCGCCCUGUCGAGCUCAGCCCGCAGCGAUGGAACCUCAUUCAGGAAUUGUUGCACUUGGUACGAGUCAAGAGAAAGGAGGAUUUCCACGAAUCCGCGUGUUGGACUGCGAUGCUGAACAUGCGCUGCUCCAACGGAUCGCGACUCAUAUUUGUGAGAACGGAAUUGGCCCCCUACCGAUCGCCCGACAACCUCACGUGGUCCGACAGGCGGUUUUGAUCUAUAUCCUGAAGCCGGAACCCACCGCCGACGAGAUAUCCACAGUGGAAUCCGACGGUGUGGCGGGCUUUUGGGACGAAAGCAUCCAGAGUCACCUCUUGCUUGUACGGGGCCUGCUCGCAGGAGGGGUGUUGGCAUUCUGUCUGGGGCGAAAGCGAUGGCGUGUCAACUACGGGCCCGAUCCGCGCCGAGACCCACCGACUCGGCUUGCGGUACCGUAUCGCGCCAAAGACAGCCCUUCAUUGCGCUCGGAAUUCAGUCAUCCCGACGUCGUCAUCCUCCUCACCUGCCUUCAGUAUUACUACAGCGGACUCACCAACGAUGAUAUCUCCCUCGCCUUCGAUCAUUUGGCCAAAUCCGAUGAGGCGGAGGCAGAGUACCAAGCCUGGGCACAGGGUGCACCAAUGCUCGAGCAAGACUUUCGGCAAUUGACCAGUGUCAACCUGGAUGAUGAACAUCUUUGCGCGAACCGAAUUUUCCCUGCACUUCGGGUCUCGAAAGCUACAGUGGACUAUUUCCUUUCCCAGAUAGUAUUUCCUAAGGAGAUGAAAGAGUUUCCAGACAAGUUGUCCGCGUCAGGCUGGGAUACGGGAGAGUUCAGAACGAACCCCACCGUCGGUUUCAGUGGAACGAACGACUCCCGGAAAUCCCUGCCUCUGGCCGUCGAUCAGCUUGACCUUCCGGAGCAAAACCAUACAAACGCCUUGAUCUUGGAAACUCUAUUGAGGCGCGAGAACUCGGUGGUCGACAUCCCCACAGGUCAUCGAUCAACACAAUCGGAUGCCCAUGUGCUAUUGGACUUGGUGACGAAGCUGGACCAUCCCACAAGGGUGAUUCUGGACGUGGGUGCGCAAAUCUUGGAGCUGAGCAACGUGGAGGUGGCAAGGCAAUGGUUAUCCAUUUCUCACAACGAGCAGAUCCAAGGCGCUAUCUUUGUCAAUGAUCAGGACAAUAUUUGCGUGGUGGACACGAAGGGUCGAGUGGAGCUUCUACAGACUUCACCGUUUGCGUUUCAGAUGGAGGCUUGCUUGGUCUUCUUGGAUGAGGCACACACGCGAGGCAUAGAUCUCAAGCUGCCGGUGGAUUACCGUGCGGCGGUUACCCUGGGCCCGGGGAUCACCAAGGACAAGUUGGUUCAAGCCUGUAUGAGGAUGAGAAAACUUGGCUACGGUCAGUCGGUCAUUUUUUGCAUUCCUUACGAGAUCAAGCGCCAAAUCCUUUCCUCGCGGAGACGGGAUGAAACCACGGACAUUGACGUGUCCGACGUCUUGCGAUGGGCGAUCCUAGAGACGUGGAAAGACGUUAGACGCAGCAUGCCACUCUGGGCUGUUCAAGGCUGCCGCUUCGCGAAGCAACAGACAAAAUGGCAGGACCACCAAAUGCAAGACAGCGUCAGCUUGGCCCCGGAACAGGCUCAAACGUUCCUCGAACCAGAAUGCCAGACUCUCGAGCAGAGGUACAGACCGUCCCAUAACACCGUCCAACAGAUGGAUGCAAAUAUUGAGGUUUUCGGGGCCAUCCAUGAGCGCUGUGGUGAAGUUGGAGGCCUAGCUCUGUCCUCUUCCCUCGAUGAGGAACAAGAGCGCGAGCUCGCACCAGAAAUCCAAACCGAGCGUGAAGAUCAGCUCCCUCCCGCGGCACAGCCUGCCACGCACUGCAUCGAUAAUGACGUCGUUUCAUUCAUUGAAUCAGGCAUGAUUCUGCAAUUUUCUAACGCCUACCAACCCGCCUUCAUCACUUUGCGUAAUCUUUCCGCCGCAUUGCAGAUAGACCUGGAUCGAUUUCACUCGAAUCUGUUGGCAACUACUGAUUUUUCCAAAACCAUUCAAUUUCCGGAAGGAUCUUCAUUUGUCGCCGAUGCUUACCAACGAUCUGUGCGAUUCAUUCUGUCCACUGCUCCGUCUGUUCCACGGAAAGGAGACAGCCUGGUGUACAUGAUGAUCAUCAGCCCGUACGAGGCAAAUGUUUUGAUGCCGGCAAUUAGAGAAUCAAGAGCGGUCGCUCUUCACGUGUAUGCUCCUCGCCAAAAUCGAGAGUUCGCACCUCUCGACAGCCUUAUGCUCUAUACCACCCCUCCGGUCCUCGACAUGGGCCCUAUCCCUGCCCUCCUCCGCAUGCAGCUAAAUCUUUUUGCGGGCCAGCUUUACCUCGAGUCUUAUGGCGAUUACCAGGAGCUUUGUAUUUUCUUAGGUGUGGCAUCGGCCCCAACACCAGCCGGUUUGUCGGUUGCGGCAGACGGUUUCAUCAAUAUGAAUACGAAUGGAACUUUCCUUCGGAGCCCACUGAAGUUCAUCAAGUUUUUACUGUCCCAAAUUCGCAAGGACUGCCGAGAUAUCCGAAGGACCCAUUUAGGACGGAUUGUGGAUGGUCAAUUGUUAACCCGUUCGGAUCUGGAAGAAUCUGCCCUCGCCAUUACGGAACGGGCUAUCCGAGCACUGCAGCUCCCAUCCAAAUAA